Messenger RNA from Vicia villosa (hairy vetch), 4038 nucleotides. RefSeq names its product importin subunit beta-1-like. The coding region runs from base 167 to 2782 and encodes 871 amino acids. Gene Ontology annotation, biological process: protein import into nucleus. NCBI's taxonomy places the organism in Eukaryota, Viridiplantae, Streptophyta, Magnoliopsida, Fabales, Fabaceae. The record is from RefSeq and is a predicted model, not a curated record. The transcript has 3 exons. Gene Ontology annotation, molecular function: nuclear import signal receptor activity; small GTPase binding. Gene Ontology annotation, cellular component: cytoplasm; nucleus.
UAAGUUAUUUAUUUACUAUUAUUAUUAUUUUAUUUUUUAAUUCGAACCCAGCGCUUGUUGUGAUUGUAACCGCUGUUACAAUUGUCUACUCUUUCUAUUCUCUUCUCUCUCACUCACUCUUUCCUUCGCUCUUUCUUCAGAUCUCUUCUCCGAUAUCAGGUAUAGCAUGUCGAUGGAAGUUACUCAGGCACUUUUGAAUGCUCAAUCAAUUGAUGGAACUGUACGUAAGCUCGCUGAAGAAAGUCUGCGGCAAUUUCAGGAGCAAAACCUUCCUGGUUUCUUGGUCUCUCUUUCUGGAGAGUUAGCAAAUGAAGAAAAACCAGUUGAUAGUCGCAAGUUGGCAGGUUUGAUACUUAAAAAUGCAUUGGACGCCAAGGAUGAAAACAGAAAACGGGAAUUGGUUCAGAGAUGGUUGUCAUUGGAGACCGCAGCAAAGGCCCAGGUUAAGGCAUGCUUGCUACAAACACUCUCUUCUCUUGUAGUUGACGCUCGGUCGACGGCAACUCAAGUUGUUGCUAAAAUUGCUGGUAUUGAGCUUCCACAUAAACAGUGGCCUGAGCUGAUAGGAUCACUUUUAUCAAAUAUUCAUCAAGUUCCUGCUCAUGUCAAGCAAGCAACUUUGGAGACUCUGGGGUAUUUGUGUGAGGAAGUAUCUCACGAGGUUGUUGAACAAGACCAAGUAAAUAAAAUUCUUACUGCUGUAGUUCAAGGUAUGAAUUCAUCUGAAAAGAACAAUGAUGUCAGACUUGCUGCUACUAGGGCAUUGUAUAAUGCUCUUGGAUUUGCACAGGCCAAUUUUAGCAAUGAUAUGGAGCGUGAAUAUAUCAUGAGAGUUGUUUGUGAGACAACUAUGUCUCCUGAAGUGAAAAUACGACAGGCAGCUUUUGAAUGUUUGGUCUCAAUUGCUGCCAUGUAUUAUGUAAAAUUGUCUCCUUACAUUCAGGAUAUAUAUAACAUCACAGCAAAGGCUGUUAGGGGUGAUGAGGAGCCUGUUGCUCUCCAGGCCAUUGAAUUCUGGAGUACGGUUUGUGAUGAGGAGACUGAUAUCUUGGAAGAAUAUGUUGGCGACACCACUGGGGAUUCUGAUUUACCUUGUUUUUAUUUCAUUAAGCAAGCCCUUCCUGCACUCAUCCCUCUGCUGUUGGAAACAUUACUCAAACAAGAAGAGGAUCAAGAUCUGGAUGAAGGUGCAUGGAAUAUUGCAAUGGCAGGUGGUACAUGCCUUGGUUUAGUUGCUCGAACAACGGGAGAUGAUAUUGUGCCUCUGGUAAUGCCCUUCAUCGAGGAGAAUAUUACCAAACCUGAUUGGAGACAGAGGGAAGCAGCCACAUAUGCGUUUGGCUCUAUCUUGGAGGGCCCUUCUCCAGACAAACUCAUACCCCUUGUCAAUCAUGCUUUACCUUUUAUGCUCAGUGCUUUAGUGAAAGAUCCGAGCAACCAUGUUAAAGACACCACUGCUUGGACUUUGGGGCGAAUGUUUGAAUUUCUUCACAGUUCAAUUAUUGGCACACCAAUUAUUAAUGAGGGAAAUGCCCAACAGAUUAUUACAGUUCUCCUUCAAAGCAUGAAGGAUGUCCCUAAUGUUGCUGAGAAAGCCUGUGGAGCCCUGUAUUUUCUUGCCCAGGGUUACGAGGAUGUGGGACAAACAUCUCCCAUUACUCCCUUUUUCCAGGAAAUUGUUCAAGCGCUUCUCACUGUUACCCAUAGAGAGGAUGCUACAGAAUCACGAUUAAGAGCGUCAGCAUACGAAACAUUGAAUGAAGUAGUAAGGUGUUCAACAGAUGAAACAGCUCCUUUGGUUUUACAACUAGUUUCUGUCAUCAUGAUGGAGCUACACAAAUGUCUUGAAGCACAAAAUCUUUCAUCUGAUGAAAGAGAAAAACAGAGUGAACUUAUAGGCCUUCUUUGUGGAUGCUUGCAAGUGAUUAUUCAGAAGCUAGGGUCUUCAGAACCUACCAAAUAUGUUUUCUUGCAGUAUGCUGAUCAGAUAAUGGGACUAUUCAUCAGGGUUUUUGCUUGUAGAAAUGCCACUGCACAUGAGGAGGCCAUGCUAGCUAUUGGAGCCCUUGCCUAUGCAAUAGGCCCUGAUUUUGCUAAAUACCUGCCAGAAUUUUACCAGUUUCUGGAGAUGGACCUUCAGAAUUUCGAGGAGUACCAAGUUUGUGCUGUAACUGUUGGUGUAGUAGGCGACAUAUGCAGGGCAUUGGAGGAUAAAAUACUGCCUUACUGUGAUGGGAUUAUGACACAACUUCUCAGAAAUUUGUCUAGUGAUAACUUGCACCGUUCUGUAAAGCCGCCAUUAUUUUCAUGCAUUGGUGAUAUAGCACUUGCUAUAGGAGACAACUUCAAUAAGUACUUAAUGUAUGCAAUGAACACACUACAAAUUGCUGCAGAGGCUUAUGCCCACACAUCUGCCUUUGACUUGGAAAUGACAGAGUACAUUAACUCUCUGAGAAAUGGGAUAUUAGAGGCAUAUUCUGGGAUCUUCCAAGGUUUUAAGAAUUCAUCGAAAACCCAGCUCUUGAUUCCCUAUGCUCCCCACAUCCUCCAGUUCUUGGAUAGCAUAUACAUGGAAAAAGACAUGGAUGAUGUGGUUAUGAAAACUGCCAUUGGAGUCCUUGGAGAUCUAGCUGAUACACUUGGAAGCAAUGCUGGUUCUUUAAUUCAACAAUCUUUGUCAAGCAGGGAUUUCUUAAAUGAAUGUUUGACCUCGGAUGACCAUAUGAUUAAAGAAUCUGCUGAAUGGGCCAAGUUGGCUAUCAAUCGUGCUAUAUCUGUUUGAGGUUCUUCUCAGUUAGCAUAUCCUUUGUCAUAGACUACUUGCAUGCAUUUGGGUGUGUCGAGGUGGGUCGUGGGAUUGCAUGUGUCACAUUGUCUCCAUGGUCAGACAACAGAAAGGUAUCUAUUUGAAGGCCUUCAAGUUGUCACUAACUCUUGCAUCAUCUCCAAUGCAUCACUGACCUUUGCAUGAGCACCAUUGAGUCCAGUACGUUCAAGAAUGCAUCACUGACUUUUGCAUCAGCACCAUUGAGUCCAGUACGUUCAAGAAUGCAUCACUAACUUUUGCAUGAGCACCAUUGAGUCCAGUACUUUCAAGAGGAAGAAGUUAGCGACAAGAUUACAAAUGUGGGUUUAGAUCUUCAUGAGGAGUGUUAGUUGAAUGGCUGAGCUGCCGAGGGAAGGCAACUGAUUCAUGACUGAGAAACUACUGCACUCAUAGUCAGGCUUGGAUGCUGAGUUUAAAGUUGAGAUAAACCCGUUCUAUGCUAAAAAUGAUUUUUUGCUGAUCUGGUCGUGGGUUAUUGGAAUAGAUGAACUCCUAGGGUUGAAUUGGUUUUUGUCAACACCAUCCAAGUGCUUUGUUUCUAGAUAUUUUCUUCCGUUUUCUGACUUUUAACCCUGCAUCAUAUUGAGUCAUUUUUUUCAUCACCUCACUGUGUAUCCCUAGGCAGUUUAUCAUCCAUAUUUCUUUUUCUGCACAUACCUGCUUUUCUAUUGUGAGUCAUUUGUGAUUGGUUGACCCAGGACGGGAAAAGUUAUUUCCUACUUGCAUUAUGCAUUUCUAUUUUGAUGUCAUUUGGUUUAUUAGGUCAAAAUCAUUUUGAAUUCAUGCAAUCAUCAAACCUUCUUUAUAUCUUUGUUUUGAAUUGCGUAUGUAAAAUCAUAUAUUGGCUAUCCCUGUGGAUUGGUACAAAAGAUGGUAGGAUUUAUUGUGACAAGAUCAAAAGAACCAACUGAAUGUGGUGGAUUGCUGUUUCUCUUGUUGGAAGGCAGUCAUCUGCGUUUAAAGCCUUUACUUGAUAUCUUUCCUGUGUCUAUAAAAAUUUGUGAAUUUUGGUUUGUUCGGGCAUUUUAUCAUGUGUCCUGUAUACCUUAUUAUGGUUUGGUGAUAUAAUUUUUUUUUGAUACUUCCAUAAGAUGAAAUUGUAUAAUUUUGUUUUAUUACUUUCAUAGGCAGUCUCUGUUUGGAUAUUUUCAUGUUUCCUUGCAUUAUGUACCAUUAGUACUUGAAACAAAAUUCAUUAGUAGUUAUACGAA